AUGGGGAAAACUGGUCAGAGCACAGUGGACCUCAACUCCCCCUCAGAGGUGAAACAAGCCAUUCCAUUUGAGGACCUAGCCAACAACACUCCACCUCCAGAGCAUGACAGUAAAAAGGAAGUACCGGAACGUGGCACCUGGAAGGGGAAGUUUGACUUCCUUCUGUCCUGCAUUGGAUAUGCCAUUGGACUAGGAAAUGUUUGGAGGUUCCCAUACUUGUGUGGCAAGAAUGGAGGAGGUGCUUUUCUGAUCCCUUACUUCACCACACUGGUGUUUGCUGGGAUCCCUCUGUUUCUGCUGGAAACCUCUUUAGGACAGUACACAUCAGUGGGAGGGCUUGGGGUGUGGAAACUCAUACCCAUGAUGAAAGGUGUGGGUCUGGCAGCUGUGGUGCUCUCCUUCUGGCUUAAUAUCUACUAUAUAAUCAUAAUAGCUUGGGCUCUCUACUACCUGCUCAGCUCCUUCAAAUCUGAGCUCCCUUGGCAGAGCUGCGAUAACCCCUGGAAUACAGAUCGCUGUUUUUCCAACUACAGUUUGACAGAUACCACCAACCUAAGUAGUGCUGUCACUGAGUUCUGGGAGAGGAACAUGCACCAGCUGACCAGUGGGCUGGAGGAGCCUGGACAGGUACGCUGGCCUUUGGCCGGCACUCUGGGCUUGGCCUGGAUCCUUGUCUAUUUCUCCAUAUGGAAAGGAGUGGAAUGGACUGGAAAGGUGGUCUACUUCUCCGCCACAUACCCGUACUUCAUGCUUUUCAUUCUGUUUUUCCGAGGAGUCACUCUCCCUGGAGCCAAAGAUGGAGUACUUUUUUAUAUCACUCCUGACUUUAACAAGCUUAUGAAAUCUGAGGUGUGGCUGGAUGCUGCCACUCAGAUAUUCUUCUCUUAUGGGCUGGGACUGGGUUCCCUCAUUGCUUUAGGCAGCUACAACCCCUUCAACAACAACGUGUACAGGGAUGCCAUCAUUGUGUGCUGCAUAAAUUCUUUUACCAGCAUGUUUGCUGGCAUUGUCAUUUUCUCCAUUGUGGGUUUUAUGUCCUACAUCACAAAGAAACCCAUUCAGGAGUUGGCAGCUUCAGGGCCCGGUUUGGCAUUCUUGGCCUACCCACAGGCUGUCACUCAGCUGCCCAUGUCCUCUCUCUGGUCCAUCCUCUUCUUCUCCAUGCUCCUGAUGCUAGGACUGGACAGUCAGUUUUGUACAGUUGAAGGUUUCAUCACAGCCUUGAUGGAUGAAUACCCUGCUGUCCUCAGGAAGCGGAAAAAGGUCUUUAUCCUGAUUGUCUGCCUAAUAUCCUACAUCAUUGGAUUCUCCAACAUUACACAGGGUGGCUUAUAUGUCUUCAAGCUAUUUGACUACUAUUCUGCCAGCGGAAUGUGUCUCCUCUUUCUGGUCUUCUUUGAGACAAUCUCAAUAUCCUGGUUCUACGGGGCAGACAGAUUCUAUGGAAACAUUGAAGAGAUGAUUGGCUAUCGUCCCUGUGGCUGGUGGAAGCUGUGCUGGCUGUUCUUCACUCCAUUAAUCUGUUUGGGUGUUUUCACCUUCAGUGCCAUUGAGAUGACCCCUCUGACUCUAGGAAAGUAUGUUUACCCAGCCUGGGGACAGGGUAUUGGCUGGUUAAUGGCACUAUCUUCAAUGGUUCUCAUCCCAGGUUACACUGUAUACAUGUUCCUCACUUCAAAGGGUAGCAUCCGACAGCGUUGGCACAAGAUGACCACAUCAUUAGAGGAAGUGAAGCCAGAUGGAGCCAACGACCUUCCUCUGCAACCAUCCCAAACAGGAAGUAUGGGAGAAGCAUCUGUUUGA
Molecule: messenger RNA, 1803 nt
Organism: Chanos chanos (milkfish)
Lineage: Eukaryota; Metazoa; Chordata; Actinopteri; Gonorynchiformes; Chanidae
Gene: slc6a1l
Product: solute carrier family 6 member 1, like
Exons: 14
Coding region: 1-1803 (600 amino acids)
Biological process (GO): nitrogen compound transport; neurotransmitter transport; sodium ion transmembrane transport
Cellular component (GO): plasma membrane
Molecular function (GO): gamma-aminobutyric acid:sodium:chloride symporter activity
Source: RefSeq, a predicted model, not a curated record